GAGCAGAAUCAAUUUUUGGUCUUUUUGCGCGCUCUGCUGACGAAAACGUGUAAUGCAGUCAAUAAGAGUAACUGUACACGUCAUCACAUCACUGCGCAUGUUCACUCAGGACUAGUUGUUCGACGACAAGACAUGCAAGUUUCUUCCCUGCAGUGUUUGGAAGUGUUUUGCCAUUUGGGAUAAAAAGAUGCCUCGUCGCAAUAAAAAGUCUCAAGCUGCGAAAAGGCGCUAUGUUCCAUUGGACUUGCAUGCAGAAGGGCACCGACUGCCAAAGACCCAGAAGUCUUUUGCCAAUGUUGUGAAACCUGUUGAGAGACCACAGUCCACAGAUGAUGUUGAAAGCAGACAGCGGUUUUCAGAGGCCCCGCUGUCUGCUGAAGUUUUGCAGACCUCUGAAACGGUGGCGCUGCCGACUCAGCCUGCAUCUUUGUCCCUCUGUGACACCUCUAUCUCACCUGACAUAACUGAUUUUUCUAUCUUUCCUAUCCUUCACAACAACAAAGCAAGCAAAAGCACUUUGCAUUCUCGUUCAAACAAACACAGUGAUUCUGUCAACAAGUCUGUGCUCUCAAACAAACUCAAUCAAGGUCAUUUGACUUCAAUUACUCAACCUCUAAACAAUCCUCAAACAGCUAUGCAAGUUACUGACAACUAUGUGAAAGCUCUACAUUCUUCCUUUAUUCAGUCUGUUGACCUUGCAGAUAAUCGUGUCCUAACAGGAUCCUUUCAUCAAGGUGAUGCUCGUUUUGGCGAUGCAGCUGAAAGACAAUGUGGACCAACCAGCCUGGUUGCAGCUUUGAAAUGUAAAAUUAAGAAUGUGUUGACCUGGGAUUGUGCUGAUGUAAAUGAUGUUGUUGUACAUGGAACUUCACUGUAUAACUGUCUGAAAAAUGCCAACAAAAUUAAAGAUAUAAAUCAACGUCGUUCCUAUCUGUCUGUGACUGAAUUGCCUAAUAAUCACCAUGUGUGGAAUACAGAGUUUUCAAUAAGAUAUGGUGAAUCUUUUACUGGUGCUAUUGACCUUGACAAUGAUAAUGGUUUGUCUGACUUGAUCAUGCCACUUGAUGUAGCUUUGCAACGGACUCUACUGGACAAUGAUGCAGCUGUGGUAACCAUUCGUACUAGUACAUUCGCUGUUGUAAAGCAAGGGUCAUGGUUUGCAUUUUUCGACUCUCAUGGAAGAAAGGUAAACAAGCAAGGACGGCUGGCAAGUUCUGUUUCGUUUUUUAGUUCUAUAAACAGCCUUUACAGCUAUGUAGUUGAACUAGGACGAUCAUUCAAACUUUCACUACCAGAUGAUGACAAUGAAGUUCUCUUUGAAGUGACUGGUGUUGAUGUUAUGACGAUUCCACAUGACGACGUAGCCAAUGACAUUGAGGGUGUUGCAAACUGUUCAUAUGAAUGUAGCACAGCUAACUUCACUUCCAUUCCUAGUGAGGUUUUUAAAAAUGAAACAAAAUCUACAAGGGCAGAACAAGAAGUGAUUGAUAUACACAUUGAUGCUGACGAUGUUAUGAUUGCAAAUAUAUCUGACAGAUCUGGGUCAAUCAAAAAUGCAGGCCUAAAUGUUAAAACCCAGUAUGAGAACACAAGCAAGCGAAAGUAUGAUGCAAUGAGUGUCCCUGACAAAGUAGGCCUACCUGUAUUCGUGACAGAGGCAGAACUAGAUGUGAUUGUUUUACCAAUUGAUGAUGAUGAUGUUAUGAUUACAAAUAUAUCUAGCAUACCAGAAAAGCCACAUGAGGAUUUAGAUGUUAAACCUCAGUAUGAGAACACAAACAAACGCAAGUCUGCAGCAGUGAUGGCCCCUGAUGGAGUAUUCAUAACUAGCGUGACCAAUGAACAAAGAUCGUUUACCCCUUUAACUAGGCAAGAUCAGGACACUUUAUGUACGCUUUUGGAAUUACCUAAAACUAUGUGCAAUCCCAUACCAUCCAGAAUUGUUCAGGUCAGUGAUAUUGGGUCUCCGUGUAAAAUGAGAAAUAUUAAACCAGACGGUAAUUGCUUCUAUCGUAGCCUUGCAUUCAGCAUUUGUGGGGAUGAGGAAAGACAUUUGAAAAUCAGAAGGGCUGCUGUGAAACACCUACAACACAACAGUUUACACUUUGAAAGGUAUUUGAGAGAUCAGUACACUUCUGUUGGAGAUUAUGUGGAACAAUCUAGAAUUUUUUAUUCAGGUUCGUGGGCUACAGAAAUUGACAUCUUUGCUGCCGCCAGCUUCUUACAAUGUGAAAUAAUGACCUACAAUAAUGACAGAUGGAAUUCUCAUGAUUUUUCAAAGUCAUUGUCAAAUAGGCCUAUAGGCAUACAUGGUCGCAUCUAUUUGGUAAACCAGUCAGGAAACCAUUUUGAUGCUGUGUUGUGCGUGAAAAACAAGCGAAACAGAAUGUGUGCUGGAAUGUGUUGUCAGCGUGAGGAGCGCACUCGGCCGCAGCGAAAGCGAAAGUUGAACCAAUCAGAAAGAGAUGCAGAGAGAAAGCGGCAGCGUUAUCAAAAUGAUAACAGCUACAGAAAAACAAAACUUGCAAAAGAUCAGGAAAAGUACCACAAAGACGAAGGUAUGAAACAGAAAAAACGUCAACAUUCUCGUGACAACUUUUUAAAGAAAUAUCAGACAAACCCAGAGUUUCGUGAGCGUGUAUUUCUCAGCUGUCAAAAGAGAAACAAAACCAUUCAGACUUCAAAAGCAGCAUAUUUUCAAAGAAAAUACAAAAAUGACACAACAUUUAGAAAUGUUAGACGUCAGUACUCAAAAGUUACAUAUCACACGAACCAAACAUUUCAAAAUGCUGUGAGAAAUUAUAGUCAUGUUAAGUAUCAGACCAAUAAAAAGUUUAACACUGCUGUGCGAAAUUAUAGCCACGUUAAGUAUCAGACCAAUAAAAAGUUUAACACUGCUGUUCGUGAUUACAGUAGGCACAAAUACAACGCAAACCUAAUUUUCCAAAAGAAAAUUAAACAAUACAACAAAACAAAGUACCAGGAAAAUGAAAAAAUACGCUUAUCUAAAAUCAACACACGUAUCAAUAAAUACAAAAAUUCAAAGCAAAAACAAAGAGACAUUGAUUGUGCAAUUGAUUCUUUUCGAAAGAAUGUAAGCCGUGGACCGGAGCAUGUUUGCUCUUGUUGUCACAGAUUGCUUUUUAGAAGGCAAGUCAUUGAAUGUAAACCCCAAAACUAUGCAAACAAACGACCUGAAGUUGCUAAGAUGGCUAAAAGAUGCAUAACAACACAAUAUUUGCAUGUUUGUGACUGUGACUGUCAGACUGAAUGUUACUUGGCUGAAAGCCCUGCUACAAAAUUGUGGAUCUGUCACACUUGUCAUCAGAAGAUACUUUCAGGCACACUUCCACAAGAAAGCGUUACCAACAACUUGGAAUUACAUGAAAUUCCUCCAGAGUUGAAAUGUUUGAAUUCUUUAGAACAGCAUCUAAUAGCCAAAAACAUAUGCUUUAUGAAGUUGCUGUGUUUACCAAGAGGGCGUCAACGAGGUUGUCAUGGACCCUGUGUUUGUGUUCCUAUAAAUUCUCAAACCGUGACAAACGUUCUACCAAGAGAUGAAAGUGAUGACAAGAUGAUCAGAAUAAAAUUAAAAAGAAAAAUAAGCUACAAAAAUUUUUAUGAAUUCCAAUUUGUACACACAGAAAGAGUCAGAAAUGCGUUGAGAUAUUUAAUAAAGAACAACUUUUGGUAUGAUGAUGUCAUUUUGAAUGAUCAGUGGUUGAACUCGUUGGAUGGUGCUGACCACGAAAACGAUGAAACAGAUGAUAAAGACAAUGUCGAAAACAGUGAUGAUGAGGAGCAUGACAAUGAGGAAAAAGAGGAAGAAUUGACCUACAUUAAAGAUCAGUCGGGACUAGUUUCAGACACAUCAUUACAACCGAUUGACAUUGGAUCUGAAAUAGUUGAUCAGCAUUUUCAAGACAUACUAAGUAUGGCACCUGCUGAAGGCAACAGUCCAGUUAGUUUACUAUCUGAUAAAACCAAUGAAAGCAAGUGUUUUCCUGUCUUGUAUCCUCUAGGCGGGCCUACGUUUCAUUCUGAAAGAGAAUCGAAAAUAACUCUUUCAAGGUACUUGAAUACACGUUUACUGAAUGCUGAUGGACGGUUUGCACGGAACACUGAUUUUCUUUUUUACGCUCAAUACAUUUCAGAAGUAAAUCAAGUGCAAAAUAGCAUUUCAAUUGCAUUACGCAAAGGCUCGCAGAAAGACGUGUCACCAGAGACCUUGCUGAACUCUGACUCACUCAAAACAUUGUUGCAUAACAAUGAGGGUUACAAAUUUUUGCGUGGCAUUCGUGGAACACCCCCAUAUUGGAUGUCUGUGCAGAAAGAUUUAUUUGCGAUGAUAAGACAGCUGUCUAUACCAACAUUUUUUGCGUCAUUUCCGUUCUGCAGAUUUAAGAUGGCCGGAUUUUCUGUCAAGUCUGCAAAGGGCAGAGGGAAAGGAAGCAAAUGUUGCAGAUCUUGAUUGGUCAGACAAAACCAAGUUGGUCCGUUCAAACCCUGUUACAACAGCACGCCUCUUUGACGAACGUUGGCACUCUUUUUUGAAAGAUGUAAUCCUGUCACCAGCUGAACCAAUAGGAAAAAUAAUCGAUCAUUUCUAUCGUGUCGAAUUUCAACAGCGCGGGAGUCCUCAUAUACACGCUUUAUUCUGGGUGGCAAACGCACCGAAAAUUGACACACACAGUGACGCUGAAGUGACAGCUUUCAUUGACAAAUAUAUCACAUGUCAACUUCCAACAGACAAAGACUCUGAGCUUUAUGAAACCGUUAACAGUGUACAGAAACACAGCACCAGGCAUUCCAAGACGUGUCGCAAAAAGAACACUGUGUGUAGGUUUCACUUUCCACGGCCCCCGUCACAAAAAACAUUCAUUACAAGAAGUGUAAGUUCAGAGGAUGCUGAUGAAACUAAACGUGCUAGUGAUAUCAUCAACACAGUCAGAGCUGCAUUAACUUCACCAGAUUUUGAUUUCAAGUCAACAGCUGCAUUUUUUCAAUCUCUGGGAAUUGAGCAAAGUGUAUUUGAAUGGGCAUACAAUAUGUGGACCACAAAGAAAAGCAUUGUAAUGAAACGAAAUCCUUCAGACAUUUGGGUGAACCAAUACAAUAAACACUUACUUCGAGCUUGGCAAGGCAACAUGGAUAUUCAGUUUGUCACAGAUGCACAUUCUGCUGCUGUAUACAUACUAUCAUAUGUCACAAAAGGAGAAAUGGAACCAGGUUUGCUCUUACAACGUACUCAAAUGGAAGCGUUAAAUGGCAAUGUGGAUGCAAAAGCAGCAUUUCGGCAGCUUGGAAGUGUUUAUCUCCACAACAGAGAAGUGUCAGCUCAAGAGGCAGUGUAUCGCUUAACACAAAUGCACUUGAAAGAAUGCUCUCGUGAUGUACAAUUCAUUCCUGUUGGUGAAAAUCCUAUGAGGAUGAGUUUACCCUUGCAUAUGCUACAAGCCCAAGCUCAGCAGAUGACUGAAAAUAAUGAAAACAUUUGGAUGACCAAUAUUGUUGAACGUUAUACCAACAGGCCUCAGUCAGAGGAAAUGAAAACUUUAUGCCUGGCAACUUUUUGUAGUGAAUACAGAGUGCUUUCAAAAUCUGAGGUUUUCAAAAACAAAGCAUCACAGACAAUAAUUGAGUUAAACAACAACUUUGGAUUUCUGAAAAAACGAACCCAGUCACAACCUGCUGUUGUAAGAUAUCCACGGUUUUCUCCAACAAAAGAUCCAGAAAAAUAUUAUCAUUCAUUGUUACAAUUGUUUUUGCCACACUAUGAAACCCUUCACCUCAAGCCACCUCCUUUCGAAACAUAUGAACAUUUUUACAACAAUGGUGCAGUUAAAUGUGGUAGUGAUGUUCAAAUUGUCAAGUCAAUUGUGGAUGACAACAAAGCUCUGUUUGAAAAAGACAGCGAUGAGCUUGAUA
This is a messenger RNA of Engraulis encrasicolus (European anchovy), 5928 nucleotides long. RefSeq lists its product as uncharacterized. The record is from RefSeq and is a predicted model, not a curated record. The coding region runs from base 188 to 4471 and encodes 1427 amino acids. Gene Ontology annotation, molecular function: cysteine-type deubiquitinase activity. The transcript has 4 exons. NCBI's taxonomy places the organism in Eukaryota, Metazoa, Chordata, Actinopteri, Clupeiformes, Engraulidae. Gene Ontology annotation, biological process: protein deubiquitination.